Messenger RNA from Phlebotomus papatasi, 714 nucleotides. Its product is annotated as probable serine hydrolase. The coding region runs from base 1 to 714 and encodes 237 amino acids. The transcript is spliced from 3 exons. Lineage: Eukaryota; Metazoa; Arthropoda; Insecta; Diptera; Psychodidae. The record is from RefSeq and is a predicted model, not a curated record.
AUGAACAAGAGAAAUGAAUUUACGGAAGUGGAGAUUCCUGUGCCUUGGGGUCAUGUAGCUGGGAAAUGGUAUGGUCCAGCUGAUGUGAGACCAAUCCUCAUACUUCACGGAUGGUUGGACAACGCAGGGUCAUACGAUACUUUAAUUCCACUUCUGCCUAAAGAUAGGAUUAGCUACUUAGCCAUCGACUUACCAGGACAUGGAUUUUCAUCUCAUAUUCCUGAGGGAAUGACCUACAGUCACUAUGACUAUUUGUGGCUCAUUCAUCGAAUUCGAGAAAUUUAUGGAUGGCCAAAGGUCUCUUUAAUGGGCCAUUCUCUGGGAGCAGUGUUAAAUUUCCUUUAUACUGGGAUCUUCCCUCAAGAUGUUGAUAUGAUUAUCAACUUGGAUGGUAUGAUUCCCAUGACAACAGCAGAUUUUGUUACUAAAAAAUUGAUAGCUAAUAUCUCAAAUACGACAAAAUUCAUGAUCCAACAUCUCAAUCCCAAGUCCCAACCAUCUUAUUCAAAGGAAGAACUUAUAGAACGGAUGAUUGCAAGUUCAUAUGGUUCUCUCUCACCAGAGGACUUUGAAGAUAUGAAGAUGAAAAAUCCAAAUUUUCAGAAUCAUAAAGUAUCAGGAAAGCAUCAUGUCCAUUUAUCGCAUCCUGAACGAGUUUCUGGACUGAUUACUCAAUUUAUCCUAAAAUAUCGUUCAGCUAAAAGCAAAAUGUAA